GCUGUUAUGAACUCCAAGGUGUUAGAAAAUCUUUCAGUCCACUCUACAUUACUUUUUUUUUCUCCUUCACAAAUAUUUAGCAUCCCUCCUCUCAAACUGGUGGAAAACUCCCAAAGCUGGCCCAGUGUCCUCGUGUGAUCUCAGUAUUUGAUAAUGUCCAAGUGCCUGACAUGGACAAGCCUGGGUUUACAAGCCUGUCCUGUAUGCUUUCUGGCCCGACCUGCUGUUUCUUGUUUCCUCCCUCUACCUAGAAAAUCAUCUACACCUCCUAUCUUCAUCAUAAUGGGAGUGGUGUUGCUUCUAUGACACAAUAAUUCUGCCAUUAGAGGUGCUAAGGAUAUAAAUGAGAAACACACCUCCAUAAUGUCACCAUCAAAAAUCAUGACUGAGAGGUUGUUGGUAACAGCACUGAAGGGUGGCAAAAACACUAAGAUCAUUACUUUGAUUGGGAAGAAGAUAAGGAAGAUGCCCUCGACACUCGGAAAGCUGCCUGGUCUGAGGACUCUAGACCUUCAAAAUAACCUCAUCUGCAAAAUUUGCCCGGAGCUAAGCGCCUUGACCCAGUUGACAUUACUAAAUCUGGGAAACAACCGUUUAGAAGAACUUCCUGAAGAAAUGAAAGGGCUUAUCUCCCUGAAGAGUCUCCAUUUAUUUGGAAACAAGAUCUGUAGAAUUGCCGCUGGAGUCUUUGAUGGCUUGCAAGAGCUGAUGAUGCUCAAUCUGAAUGACAAUCGGCUCACGAGUCUUCCUCAAGAAGUUGGCAGGUUAAAGAAACUUACCCGCCUAAGCCUCAACCAUAACCAGCUCACCACUAUCCCUGAAGAGCUCUUUUCCCUCAGGCAUCUUUCUGAACUGCAUCUCAACUAUAAUCAGCUCAUGUGCAUCCCUGAAGAGAUUAAGUUGUUACGGAAUCUCCAGCAGCUUUCUGUGGUCAGGAACAACCUUGAAGGUUUGCCAGAGGGACUUUGUCAUCUUAGAAAACUAAGAAUACUGGACAUAGCUGGAAAUGUUAUUCAGACGUUUCCAGAUGGCUUUCAGGAUCUAAGGCUGAGUGAGUUCUACUGUGAAGGAAACCCACUUUUCCUGACGCAGCCAAAUUUUGCUACACAACAUAGAGACAUCUUGACUCUACGGGAAAUAGCAACAAGAUGUAUUCUCCUUCAGUUAGAAGAAGACCACCCUUUGAUUUUGGAGGCCAUGGAGUACUAUCCAGAAAUCAAAGACAUCUUCUCCCAGGCAAAACAAUGUGCAAUAUGCAGAAAACCCUUUUUCUCUGAAUGGGUGGAAUGUGUUCAGUUUGUUUCUCUACCGAAGAACUGGAACGCAAGCAAAAACCUACAGCAGAUACCUCUCAGGAUCUUACUUUGUUCCUACGAAUGCUUUGACCAGCGUGACACUAAUGUCUUUGGAGUUUUUGAAGAGUAG
This is a messenger RNA of Meriones unguiculatus (Mongolian gerbil), 1425 nucleotides long. It is a transcript of the gene Lrrc69, whose product is annotated as leucine rich repeat containing 69. The transcript has 8 exons. NCBI's taxonomy places the organism in Eukaryota, Metazoa, Chordata, Mammalia, Rodentia, Muridae. Bases 364 to 1425 code for a protein of 353 amino acids. Gene Ontology annotation, molecular function: protein binding. The record is from RefSeq and is a predicted model, not a curated record.